GGCGGAGAGAAAAGUGCACUUUUGGUCAAAAGUGUUGAACUUCAAAGUCACCAUAUACCUUUUGAGUAUUUUCCUUUCAGCUAAUAGAUCAAUGCUUUAAAAAAAGAUGACGUAACGUCAACUUUUCAAAUACUACAUCUGAGAUUAGUCCUGUCACACAUGUGUUUAAUACAAACAUAAAUUACAUCAAACUUGAAAGUCCAUUUGUACUCAGAUAUUCACUUCCGGGUUAAAACGAAAUGAGCCAGCCAAAUGAUUCACCGAAAAUCUCUCCUAUAAAAGUGGAAAAAGAUGUUGAGAAAGAAGGACAAUCUGGAUCAGAGAGUGAAACAACACCAGAGAAGCAACUAAAGGAGACAAAAACUGAUGGAAAGGCAUCAAGUGUUAGUCCAUCUCAGGAAAGAAAAAGAAGGUUUGAAACACCAGAAGAGGAAAGUGCUAAUAAACAUAAAAAAGAAAAACAAGAAGAAGAACGAUUGAAGAUGCAGGUUUUGGUGUCAAACUUUACAGAAGAUCAACUUAAUAGAUAUGAAAUGUACAGGAGAGCUGCAUUUCCAAAAGCUUCAAUUAAAAGGCUGAUGCAAUCCAUCACCAAGUCCAGUGUAUCACAGAAUGUUGUCAUAGCCAUGUCUGGUAUUGCCAAGGUAUUUGUUGGUGAAGUAGUGGAAGAAGCUCUUGAUAUUAUGGAACAGUGGUCAGAAUCAGGACCAAUUCAUCCCAAACACUUACGAGAGUCUGUUAGACGGCUGAAACAUAGAAAUCAUUUACCAAACUCUAAAACAAAGAAAGUCCUUUUCAACACCUGAUCAUGACAAAAAAUGUCAGAAUUGACAAAAGAAUAGGCUCUUUGGGCAAGAGCAUAAUAUAAAAUCAUCAUCAUGAAAUAGUACAUGUAUUACCUUUAUUGUGAAUUAUUGUCAAGUGACAAGUCAACAUUCAAAUGAAAUAGUUGUUAUGUGAAUGCUCAUUCAAAUUAAAAUAGUGUUGUUUGAA
Messenger RNA from Mytilus trossulus (common blue mussel), 993 nucleotides. Its product is annotated as transcription initiation factor TFIID subunit 11-like. Gene Ontology annotation, biological process: transcription initiation at RNA polymerase II promoter; RNA polymerase II preinitiation complex assembly. Lineage: Eukaryota; Metazoa; Mollusca; Bivalvia; Mytilida; Mytilidae. Gene Ontology annotation, molecular function: transcription coactivator activity; protein heterodimerization activity. Gene Ontology annotation, cellular component: nucleus; transcription factor TFIID complex. The record is from RefSeq and is a predicted model, not a curated record. The transcript is spliced from 4 exons. Bases 240 to 806 code for a protein of 188 amino acids.